Messenger RNA from Anopheles nili, 1026 nucleotides. Its product is annotated as ryncolin-1-like. The transcript is spliced from 7 exons. NCBI's taxonomy places the organism in Eukaryota, Metazoa, Arthropoda, Insecta, Diptera, Culicidae. The coding region runs from base 1 to 1026 and encodes 341 amino acids. The record is from RefSeq and is a predicted model, not a curated record.
AUGUCUCUCCUAAUUACUAUUCUUACGGCAAGCUUGAACAACACUCGCAUUUGUAACACAACCAAGUGUAUUAGUGUCAACUUGCCCGACGUUAACUCUACGAUGGCCGCAGCGGCUCAAACCGUGUUUGGGUUAUGCCUAGUGCUGUGUUUACUGCUCGUACGGGGAGAAAUCUCCAAUGGAACGGAACCAUUUCAAAGCAUAAAAAGUAACCUAAUGCUUCAGGUAUUGAAGAGGCUCGACGAGAUUGAUCAGCGGAUAAGCCACCUCGAACGCAGAAUGCAAAACAAUCAUCACAUUGCCACGUCGGUUUUCAUUGAAAAGCUGGAGAAAAUAAGUGAUAAGCUCGAGAGCAUCAAUAAAACGUUGCGUCAAAACGUGGGUACGUACUACGGUUCGUGCCAGGAAGCCCCGGCCAUGUUGAGUGACGUUUACACGAUCAAACCGCCUGCGUCGAGUGUUUCCCCUUUCAAAGUGUACUGCGAACAGAGCUACCGGAAGGGUGGCUGGAUUGUGCUGAGCCGAAGGUUUGAUGGUUCGCUAAAUUUCACCCGCGACUGGGUGGACUAUCGCGACGGUUUUGGAACGGUCGAGGGCGAGUACUGGCUGGGGUUGGAAAAGAUGCACCGCAUCACCGGUUCCGACUACUUCCAGCUGUUGGUACAUCUUAAGGACUACGAAGGAACGAUCAAGACAGCCCUGUACGAUGAGUUCGAGAUCGGCAACGAAGCCAGCGGCUACCGAUUGCAUUUGGGUGCGUUUGUCGAUGGAAACGCUAAGGAUUCGCUGCGAAUCAGUGCUGGGAUGAUGUUUUCUACACCCGAUCGGGAUAAUGAUGAGCAUGCGGGAUCAUGCGCUGCCUACUACGCUAGUGGGUGGUGGUAUAGGAACUGUAUGAAUGCCAAUCUCAAUGGACUUUAUCAGCGUAACGAUCCGCAAAAUUUUACAAUGAACUGGUUCGGUUUUCGCGACGACCUUCAAGGUUUGAAGGAAGCAACUUUGAUGAUAAGGGAAGUGUCGUCCUAA